Messenger RNA from Diutina rugosa, 318 nucleotides. It is a transcript of the gene RPL30, whose product is annotated as 60S ribosomal protein eL30. NCBI's taxonomy places the organism in Eukaryota, Fungi, Ascomycota, Pichiomycetes, Serinales, Debaryomycetaceae. The transcript is spliced from 2 exons. Gene Ontology annotation, cellular component: cytosolic large ribosomal subunit. The coding region runs from base 1 to 318 and encodes 105 amino acids. Gene Ontology annotation, molecular function: RNA binding; structural constituent of ribosome. The record is from RefSeq and is a predicted model, not a curated record.
AUGGCCCCCAAGUCGAAGACUCAAGAAAACAUCAACGCCAAGCUCGGUUUGGUUAUCAAGUCGGGUAAGUACACCCUUGGUUACAAGUCGGUUGUCAAGUCGUUGAGAACUGGCAAGGCCAAGGUGGUCAUCAUCGCCGGUAACACCCCCGUGUUGAGAAAGUCCGAAUUGGAAUACUACGCCAUGUUGUCGAAGACCCCCGUCUACUACUUCCAAGGCGGCAACAACGAGUUGGGUACCGUGUGCGGUAAGUUGUUCAGAGUCGGCACCUUGUCUGUCUUGGACGCCGGUGACUCGGACAUCUUGGAAGCUAUCUAA